AUGGUUUCCAUCAUGGCGAGCGAUCGGUUGGUCACCGACCGGCGCGUCCGUUGGGUGAGAGAAGUGAUAACGCGCACACAGGAUCGCUUUCAGCGUGCGAAGUCAACCUCUCCGCAUCUUGGGCCGUCGAGAGGCGGCACCUUCCAGAAAACGUCCUUGGACCGGGCUGUCGCGUCUGCAGGUUCGUCAAGUUGGAUGUAUGCGUGGUUGUGGGGAGGGGGCGUGUGGGGGUCAAAACGCCGCCCCCCUUCCCCCGUUGACCGUCUCCAUCGUCCGCAGUGGACUUCCGGCGUGCUGCCAAACAUGUGAAACAGCUUGGGCACAUCUCGAGAGCCUUCGGCAGCCGUCCACGACGGCUUCCAGUCGAGUCCGUUCGAUCUGGCCCCUCCCUCUCGUAAUGCGAAUGGUAAAUACAACCUUGCGACUUUCCCUCCACGCGAGAAUGCACAUGCAAAUCAGUGCCUUCGACAUUCUAAACGUGGGCACUUUCGGCAAAGUGUCCAGCGCCCGCCCCGGCCAUUCGCCGCGCCGCCAAAAAGACUGCUCGCCGAAUUUUUGAAUAUUUUGGCCCAUCCACCACGCUGCAGCUGCAGUGGGACGGGACACGCAGCAUGGGGCGAAAAUCACGCCAGCCACACAGGAAGCAGCACUUUCAAAUCCAC
Messenger RNA from Aphanomyces invadans, 662 nucleotides. RefSeq lists its product as hypothetical. NCBI's taxonomy places the organism in Eukaryota, Oomycota, Saprolegniomycetes, Saprolegniales, Verrucalvaceae. The transcript has a single exon. The coding region runs from base 200 to 559 and encodes 119 amino acids. The record is from RefSeq and is a predicted model, not a curated record.